Messenger RNA from Salmo salar (Atlantic salmon), 3988 nucleotides. Its product is annotated as inverted formin-2. NCBI's taxonomy places the organism in Eukaryota, Metazoa, Chordata, Actinopteri, Salmoniformes, Salmonidae. The record is from RefSeq and is a predicted model, not a curated record.
UAUUUUUAGAUCUAAAUACGUUUUCAUUUUUGAUAGACGUAUGGUAGUGUUGGAAACGAAAUGUUUGUCAGUUUAUGGGCAUAGAAAAGUGAUUAUUUCCACCACUCAGAUUGAGAACCUGAAGUCCUACCAGGGAGAGCGGGAGAAAUUGGCUGGUGUGGACCAGUUUUAUCUCCAGCUCCUAGCUGUUCCAUGCUACGCCCUGAGGAUCGAGUGCAUGUUGCUGUGUGAGGAGAUCAGCUCAGUGUUACAGAUGAUGCAGCCUAAAGUUAAGCUGCUGGACGAGGCCUGUGAGAGUCUGAAAGUGAGCACUCGACUGCCAAGCUUCUGCAUGCUCAUUCUGGACGUUGGAAACUUCCUCAACUAUGGAAGCCACACGGGGAACGCUGAGGGCUUCAAGAUCAGCACACUGUUGAAACUCACUGAAACUAAGGCCAAUAAAAGUCGCAUCACGCUGCUCCACCACAUCCUAGAGGAGGCUGAGCAGAACCAUAAUGACCUGUUGAACCUUCCAGAUGAUCUAGAGAUCUGUGAGAAGGCUGCUCGUGUGAAUUUGGAGUCUAUCCAGUCAGAGGCAAGCUUGCUCAUCAAGCGGUUGAAAGAUUCAGAGAAGAAGGUGGCUUCCUCCUCUGUGGAGGCCAUCAAGGAGCAAUAUCUCACUGCCAUACAGGGAAGCCAGGAGGCCUGCAGGGAGCUGGAGGCGAGGUUUGCCUCCAUCGACAGGAAGAAGGAGGAUCUGGCACAGUAUCUGUGUGAGGACUCAUCCCGUCUCUCCCUGGAGGACUUGUUCAGCACUUUACAUUCCUUCAGGGGACUCUUCGUCAAAGCUCUCAAGGACAAUCAGACCCGCCGAGCGCAAGCAAUUAAGGCUGAGAAGAGGAAGAAACAGCAGGAAGAGGAGGAUUCCAAGAGACCAAGGGGGGAGAACAGGAAGAUAAUUCGUAAAGCCCCCCCGGUCCAGGAGGGCUGCAUCAUUGACCACCUGCUGUCUGACAUCAGGAAGGGCUAUGCCCUGAGGAAGACCAAGCACCAGGCCGACAGGACCAGCCUGCCUUCUGCGGACAAAGGGGACAGCAGUCAGCCUGGUGAACAGGGCACCAUGCUUAAGGGAACAUCUGCUAUAGAUGCCGAAGAGGAAGUUGAAAAGGUGACAUCACCCAUUGACCUAGAACAACAAGGCUUAGAUCCGGUUGUAGGGGAGUCCUCAUCCGGCCUCCUCACAGACCCCUCACUUCAGUCGAGUUCACCCAAAACAUCAGGCCCCUCAGACCUUCAUACCACCACCAAGGAUCACAUCCAGUGUGAAGACCUCAACCCUGCGAUCGAUUCCUCUACUGACCGCCAGCUCAAGGAGUCCCCAGAGGGGGAGGGGUUUAAGGCCGCUGAAUCCAAGGUUGAGAAUGUGAACAGGUAUGCGUUCUCAGCUGCUGGGGAUGCAAAGAGCAGAGAUGCAGAGACUGAUGGGAACAGGGAGAGUGGGGCUGAUGGAAAUGGGUUAGAGGAGACUCAAUCAUCAGAGUCCCCCUCAACCACAGCUGAUGUCGACGCAGAGUCCAAACAGGCACAGAAACGGGGGAGUAUUAAGAGACAUGGCAAAGCCAAGCGCAAAGGAAAAGACCACACUAAACUUAAAAAGGUGUGUGUGUUACAAUGAGGGAGGUUCUCCUCCUUUCAGGCUAUCAGAAACACCAUCCACUAAGCUUGCAUGGAUCUCACUAGAUCCUUGGUGAUUUAAGGGUCCUCUUUCACUGGUUUGCUGUCUAUUCUACAUCUUGGCCAUCCUGCAACUCCCUCCCUUUUCCUCAGUGACCUUUCUGAAGCUAUUUGCAGUUACUGUUCCUUCUUGAACUCUCUUCCAUGUAUGUGAUAUGGUUAGCCUGGCAGGCUUCCUGUUGGUGCUUUAUGGUUGACUUCCAGGGGCUUUUUGGUGGUUGUCUGUCAGCUAGUACUGGGUGGUUGGAGAUUCAUAGGCUUGCCAUCAUUGGAUCCCCCUAGUACAUGAGGUGCCCUUAUGAUGGGAGAUGUGAUACCCCUCGCGCCUGACGAAACGCAUACCGACUCACUGAACAUUGCGGGACCUCAGCCAAAUUCUGGACCUCAGCAGAACUCUGCCUGUUCUCCCUACCAACAACCAACACACACAGAGAUCAAAUCUGGGCCAGUGGUUUUUGUGGGUCAUGUCAGUGUUGUUGAUUCACUUGGUUUGAGUAACUUUUUGUGGAUUUUACAUUUUGUCAAAGAACAUUGCCUCUAAAUGUUGCAUUUGAUGUUAAGACCAACUUACUUACUACUGAUUUUUACCAGAUUGUUCUCCAUUUCUUUUAUGUUGAACAUAUCAAGAAAGUAGUUUGUUUGUGUGCUGUAAAUCUUUGUCACUGCCAAGGGAUGUUACAAUCACAAUGUCCCCUAAAGAUGACAUCACUUCAUGUUAGGUGUGGGGUCUCUGGAUCUCGUCUCUUCUAACAGCCAGUGUGCAGAGUGCACCGAGCAAGCGGCUAUGGCUCUGUCAAGUUUAAACGUUUUUGCCUCCUACACAGGAUACAAUGGGUGUAAAACAUUACUCUCAAUGCGCUUUUUAAAUAUACUUUCCUUGAUUGAUUGAGAUUUUAUUAGGAUCUCUUUUGGUCCUCAUUUGGACUAAUCUUCCAAGAGUCCUUAACAAACUUUAAAAUACAAUCACAUUUUCACAAAUAACAUGCUGUUACCAUAAUACAUUGAAAUAUAUGACAAACAAUAUAGUAAAUUAGAAAAAAUAACUAAUGACGGUCUGAAAAGAGGUUGGUUCAGUCAUCUACCAUAGUCGUGCACAACUUCACAAUCUAUUUUCAAGUGGUUCUAAAGUAUUUCUUGAAAUUAUUUCUUGAAAGAUUUCUGGUUUCUCAAUUUGUAUUUUUUUUAUUUUUGUCGCUUUGAAUCUAAAUGUUAUUUUGCUUAUUUCUCUGCUGGUGUAAGACAUGGAUGGUCGAUAUCCUAUUUGUAUUGACUGAAUGUCUCUCACACCAACUGAAUCCUGCAGUGAAUGGAUUUUGGCCAUAAUAAUAAAAAAAAAAGGGCGCUCACUUUAUUAUCUUGUCGAUUGCUGACCACUUAAAAACAUUGCAUGACUACAACAUAAUAAUCAUAUCACCGCCUUAGAAAAAUCCUUGCUGCUUUCUUCUGUGCAAUCUGAAGCCUUAUCUCACUUGUUGACACAUUUCCCCACAACACAGAAUGGUAGUUCACCUGACUUCCAAUUAAUGCUUGGGUUGUUUGCCUAAGAAUCUUUCCCAGUUUGAUACAUGGCUAUCCUUCUGACCAUGCACCCGGUCUUCAUUAUUUUAUCACAUAGAGGAGUUAUAUGAGCUGACCAAAAUUGAGAAUGGCGCUGGGAUGUAUAGCGGAGAGCUCUGAAUGCUGAUUGGCUGACAGACAUUUUUUUUUACAUUUUAGUCAUUUAGCAGACGCUCUUAUCCAGAGCGACUUACAGUAGUGAAUGCAUACAUUUCAUACUUUUUUUUAUAUAUAUAUAUUUUGUACUUGCCGAACCCACAACCCUGGCGUUGCACACACCAUGCUGGCGUUGCAAACACCAUGCUCUACCAACUGAGCCACAGGGAAGGCCCGGCCCACAGCCGAGGUAUAUCAGACCAUAUACCAGGGGUAUGACAAAACAUUUAUUUUUACUGCUCUAAUUACGUUGGUAACUUUUUUUUUUUUAUUAUUACAAAAAAUUAUAGCAAUAUGGCACCUCAGGGUUUGCGAUAUGGCCAAUAUACCACGGCUAAGGGCUGUGUACAGGCACUCCGCGUCGAGCAAAAGAACAGCCCUUAGCUGUGGUAUAUUGACCAUAUACCACACCACCUCUGGCAUUAUUGCUUAAAUAACUCAGUAUUGUUUACAGGUAACGUAGUACUAAUGUUGCUUAUUUAGAUUUUUUUUUCCAGGAGCUUUCUCAAUUGUCUUGUUUUUUCACUUCCCUCUUACUAUUAAAUAAUGACUGGUAACUACA